AUGAUGGAGUCGGAAAAUGUUACUAGACCUCUUCUGGAUUUCGAGCCUUCUUAUCGAAAUUUGGCAACCGACAGUGCCAUUAUCAGCGAAAAGAAGUUGUCCACAUGGGAAAUGAUCAAGCUGACUAUAUGCAUGGCCGGUUUGCAAUUUACAUGUGAUUACGGAACUCCAUAUCUAAGGAAUUUGGGGUUGUCUUCCGAGCUUAUCGCACUCGUAUGGCUUGCUGGCCCGCUUUCGGGACUUCUUAUACAACCAUUGGUUGGUGCGAUUAGUGACAAGAGUAAAUUUAAGAUGGGUCGAAGAAGACCGUACAUUAUUAUUGGUGGGAUACUGGUCUGCCUCUCUAUGGCGGGGAUCGCAUAUUCGAUCGAAUUGGCCGCGUAUUUGCUGGGGAAAAAGCCAUUGAUGAAUGGUGAAGAUGAG
Messenger RNA from Acaulospora colombiana, 423 nucleotides. Lineage: Eukaryota; Fungi; Glomeromycota; Glomeromycetes; Diversisporales; Acaulosporaceae. The record is from the annotation of a GenBank genome assembly.